Molecule: messenger RNA, 306 nt
Organism: Symbiodinium sp. CCMP2592
Lineage: Eukaryota; Dinophyceae; Suessiales; Symbiodiniaceae
Source: the annotation of a GenBank genome assembly
AUGCUGCGCCCAAACAGCCUGCACUUCUCGGGCUCUAGCUGUGGUCCCUGUGUGCCGCAGUCCCCUGAAAGGGCUGGUGGCGCAGAUCCCAAAGAGUCCCGGCCUCUGCCGGGCCUGAAGCUCUUGUUAUGUGCCUGCGCUCCAAGCUCAUCCCGCUCGUCCGCAUCUGUGGAACCGGUCACAGCGCGCUGUGAUAUGGCAGUGCCGAAACACUGUGGUCCGCCAUCAGCCAUCGAGGCUCUUCAGAUUCAAGAGCCUAGUUUCUGGGUUCUGUGGCUCUUCCAGGCUGUCGGAGUUCAUCCUUGA